Molecule: messenger RNA, 870 nt
Organism: Purpureocillium lilacinum
Lineage: Eukaryota; Fungi; Ascomycota; Sordariomycetes; Hypocreales; Ophiocordycipitaceae
Molecular function (GO): acetylpyruvate hydrolase activity
Source: RefSeq, a predicted model, not a curated record
AUGUCCACCUUCUCUCGCCUCGUCCGCUUCCUCGCCCGGGACGGCCGCACGUACUACGGCGACGCCAUCCUGCCGCGCGGCAGCACCGACGUCUCCAAGUCGACGCGGGCGCGCGUCAUCGCGGGGGACGUCUUCGGCGCGCACCGCGUCACGGACCAGGUCGUCGACAUCCGGCUGCUGCUCCCGCCGCUGGCGCCCUCGGACGUCGGCACCGUGCGCUGCCUGGGCCUCAACUACGCGGACCACGCGCGCGAGACGGGCAUGGCCCAGCCCAAGUUCCCCAUCCUCUUCUACAAGCCCGCCACGGCGCUGGCGGGGCCCUCGGACGCCAUCCCCAUACAUGCCAUGGCCCAGGAGGGCGAGGGCCUCGACUACGAGUGCGAGCUCGUCGUCGUCAUCAGCAAGCGGUGUACGGAUGUGCCCGAGUCUGAGGCCCUCGACUGCGUGCUGGGGUACGCCGUCGGCAACGACGUCUCGCACCGCGACUGGCAGAUCAAGCACGGCGGCAGCCAGUGGUCGCACGGCAAGGGCUUCGACGGGUGGGCGCCCUACGGGCCCGCCAUUGUCAGCGGCCGUGUCGUCCAGGACCCCGAGAAGCUCAAGAUCUGGACAAAGGUCAACGGCGAGACUCGCCAGGACGGAUCGACAUCAGAAAUGAUCUUUGGCGUCAGAAAGACCAUUGCGCUUCUGAGCCGCGGCGUGACGCUCAUGCCCGGAGACCUCAUCUUCACGGGAACUCCACCUGGCGUGGGCAUGGGCCGCAAGCCGCCGGUCUGGCUCAAGGACGGCGAUGUCGUGGAAGUUGGCCUGGAGCAGGUCGGGACGUGCACCAACAAGGUCGAGUUUGCAAGCCCAAAGUCCAAGAUUUGA